CGCCGCUAUGGAGGCCGGGAGGAUGGCGGUGCUGCGCGUUAAGCGGAAGCGCACUGCGGAGCCCGCCGAGGCCCUUGUCCUCGCGUGUAAACGUCUCCGCGGCGGCGUGGUCGAACCGGCUGCCUCGGAGGGACGGGAAGGUGCAGAGAGAGCGGCCGAGAAGAAUGUCUUCCAGUUGGUGGCCACUGUGCGCUCGCAGGAGCAGCCGGUCCAGCACCUCCUGCGCGAGGCGCUGCGCCCUUCGCGGAGCAGCCAGAAGCGGAUCCGCCGCGAUCUCCGCGCGUCCAUUCGGGAGGUCCGCCGAGAGGGCCGCUACCGGGUGGUCUGCAGCCACCGAGCCUUGGGGAGCGCCGCCGGCGCCGAGCCCGAGGCCGCGCCGGACGCAGACUUCCAGCUCCUCGACCUGGUCCACGAGGAGGGAGAAGCGAAGGCUGCGGCGGACUCCUGCCGGACAUCUGACCCGGAUGUGAUCCUCUGCAAUUCUGUAGAGUUGAUCCGGGAGCGACUGACCCUGUCUGAGGCUGGACCGGCAGGUAGGCAGCAGGAGGAACAAAAGCAAGAAGACUACGUGUAUGACAUUUACUACCUGGAAACAGCAACACCAGGCUGGAUUGAGAACAUCCUCUCUGUGCAGCCCUACAGCCAGGAGUGUGAGCUGGUGAAUGAUGAUGAACAACCAGAAGACAUUUACGAAGAUGAAGAUGAUGAGAACAGUGAAAAUAAUUGGCGAAAUGAGUACCCAGAGGAGGAGAGCAGUGAUGAGGAUUCCAGAGGCUCUGAUGAAUCCAGCUUCAGCGAGGAGGAAAGAGGCAGCAGUGGCCGGCACAGGUGGAACAAGUACCCUCUGGAUGUGCAGAAGGAGUUUGGCUAUGACGGUCCCCAUGACCUGGACUCAGAUUGACAGUUUUGUGACAUCCCUGAGAUUCCGACACAGGCUUGUGGAGGCCGCAGGACUAUGGUGUUACCUGUUCUGGUGACAUCUUUGGUUUCUUAACUGCACAUGUAGAAGGAAAAUAAUUGAGCAACACCUUACCAUGGUGAAUAUGUAUGCUAAGGAACUGUCUUCCGCUGAAUAGUAGGGCCCCUUUAAAGGUGAUCCUGCGAUCUUAGGCACAAGAGUGAAGGUUCCUUUAGCUUCCUGGCCUUGACGUUUUCCUUGGCCAUUUCUGUUCUGUGCUGAAGUGUAAAUGAAGAAGGCUCCUAUUUCAUCAGCAGUAAGUCUGCUUUCCCCCGAGACCAGGCUGCCUGCUUCUGGUAAAAGGCUGUUACUUUUUGACAGGAGUCAACUGUGGCAACUCUGAGGCUCUAGGUGACAGGACUAGAAUCACUGCCCGCUGAGCCACUGCACUGGCCCCAACUGAGGGAGGUUUCAACAGCUGCCUUGUCUCCCUCGUUGGACUCCGAUGAUGCUAUAAUGACUGUUCUGUAGCAGGCUGUCAGGGAACAAUAUGUAUGAAUGUGAUACUCUGUUUAAUAAAAACUGACUGAGAAAGUA
This is a messenger RNA of Ochotona curzoniae (black-lipped pika), 1495 nucleotides long. It is a transcript of the gene SLC7A6OS, whose product is annotated as solute carrier family 7 member 6 opposite strand. The transcript is spliced from 5 exons. Gene Ontology annotation, biological process: developmental process. The coding region runs from base 8 to 901 and encodes 297 amino acids. The record is from RefSeq and is a predicted model, not a curated record. Lineage: Eukaryota; Metazoa; Chordata; Mammalia; Lagomorpha; Ochotonidae.